ACGUCAUGUCACAUUCAAGGAACCGGUUUUUCCUCCUGAGUAGAUAAAAUAGGAAUCUGAAUGUUCCACCUAGCACCCAAUAAAGGCACUCAAAAAGAAUCAGAACGUUUUCUGGGUAUCUGAGUGCAUCCUGAUGAGGAAUUUGAAAUUAUAUUUCUACCAUGAACUUUAUAUCAUGCUAGAUAGUAGAGUGCCUUUUAUAAUUUCCCGGGAAGUUUUCGAACGUAUUUUUAUUACACUCUUUAAUAUUACUCCGUCAGUGCUGAGACGUGUAUUCAUCUUAAUUUAUUGUAUACAUGACAUUUCAUCGUUCACUGACGCUAUCAUCACACAAAAUGUUGGCAUUGGAGCGUAUACCUGAUCAAAUUGGAUACUUGAUAUUAACUGAGGAUGGUGCUGUAUUAACAUCUGGAGGAGAUUUAGAAAAUGACGAAAGAGUGGCAAAUAUUAUCAGUAGUUUAGUAACACUGACGAGUAAAGUUGAUCCUAAGGCAUUUCCAUUGCACGAUCCUUUUGAAAAGAUAUCAAUCAAAUAUAAGGAUCAUUGUUAUGUCGUGUGUCUCUCCAAUAAGAAGAUUUAUGUAGUGAAGAGAAAACUGCCACCUCAGAUUACAGCAAUCGUGGAACAGCAAUCUAUCAUCGAUCUUUAGAUACAAUAAUAAACCUAAUAAAGCCUAUAAAACAAUAAAUGUAUUCUUUGUAAAUUUUGAUAUCUGACACAAAUUCAAUUUCUUUGAUUAUUGCAAGAGAUUUAUUGAUUAUUGCAAUCUCUAUUCACUGUUAUGUAUCUUUAAAAAUAUAUGUAUUUUAAGAAUGAAA
Atta colombica is the source of this 819-nucleotide messenger RNA. RefSeq names its product ragulator complex protein LAMTOR4 homolog (gene Lamtor4). NCBI's taxonomy places the organism in Eukaryota, Metazoa, Arthropoda, Insecta, Hymenoptera, Formicidae. Gene Ontology annotation, biological process: positive regulation of TOR signaling; cellular response to amino acid stimulus. Gene Ontology annotation, cellular component: Ragulator complex; lysosome. The transcript is spliced from 3 exons. The record is from RefSeq and is a predicted model, not a curated record. The coding region runs from base 297 to 650 and encodes 117 amino acids. Gene Ontology annotation, molecular function: guanyl-nucleotide exchange factor activity.